Messenger RNA from Coregonus clupeaformis (lake whitefish), 5067 nucleotides. Its product is annotated as ubiquitin carboxyl-terminal hydrolase 44-like. Lineage: Eukaryota; Metazoa; Chordata; Actinopteri; Salmoniformes; Salmonidae. Gene Ontology annotation, cellular component: cytoplasm. Bases 1040 to 3274 code for a protein of 744 amino acids. Gene Ontology annotation, molecular function: zinc ion binding; cysteine-type deubiquitinase activity. Gene Ontology annotation, biological process: protein deubiquitination. The record is from RefSeq and is a predicted model, not a curated record. The transcript has 6 exons.
CCAGAGCUGCUGACAGAGUUUGGGAACAUUGGGUACAUUUGAGUGAGUCAAUCCUAGGCUCAGUUUGUGGUUAGCAUGUCUAAGACUUAAUUCUCAGGGUUCUGGGGUUUAAUAUUAGACACUCAGUCUGAAACCAUCUCUAUAGCGUGUGCCAUCAGCCCCCAAUGCCCUCAUUAACCAGCAUGGAGCCCUACACCUGCAUCCCCCCAACACACAUACACACACACAUAAUAAUAUCUAAUGUUUACAACGUAUUCUCACGCACAACAUGAACAUUGAUUGACACAUCACUGCCAUCUUGUGGCAUUGAUACGUUUUGAAAGCAAUUGUUUUUCCAGAAGCAGUGAUAGUAGAAAAAAUAAAAAAACGUUGUUCGUGGGUUACUUUAUUAGUAGCCUUACUUGUGUAGAAAAUAUAAAUAGGCCAUUUGCAGUGCCAAACAGUAGUCUAUAUGUGAUACUCAACACAAGCAGAAUGUGCUUAAUAGAAUGUGAAGGGCUACUUCACUUUUAUGUCAAAUAUUUUCUCUGAUUAUGUUGUGUUGGCCUGGCUUCAUGAAUAUGACAUGACAAUAUCCUUAACUGAGACGAUGUUGCAAAAUUGUGCCAUCAGUACACUUGUUUGUGUCGGUCCAGGACACGCACAAGAGUAGGUUAGAGGUUGCCCCUAACCACUGAUACAAAGUCAGAUGUUUUCUAAUCACCUCAGUGAUAACGUUUAGGAUUGGAGUACAAUAAUCUGAUCCUAAAUCUGAUGUUACGAGAGCCUCUACCUUGAGCCAGGCAACAACGACACUUGACGCUACCCUACCGCGGACGGGCUCGAGCCAACACCACGCGACAAGAGUAGAUGCAAGAUGGCGACCGUUUUAGUAUCAGAGGAAUAAGUGCGGUGAAGGAUAGAUAAAGCCAUGCCGUGGGAGCGCCCCGUUUCUGAGCUCGCCAUGGUGAUCUGAAGCCCCAGUGUGGACGUGUCACACCCACACCCACACUCGCCUACCCACAGACACACGGACUGAGCCCCCCAGCAAGUGUGUGCGAUGGACAGGUGUAAGCACGUGGGGCGGCUCAGGCUGGCCCCAGACCACUCCAUCCUCAACCCCCAGAAGUGGCACUGCGUGGACUGCAACACCACAGAGUCGGUGUGGGCCUGCCUGGGCUGCGCCCACGUUGCAUGCGGCCGCUACAUCGAGGAGCACGCCCUGCAGCACUUUCUGCAGCAUCGCCACCCGCUGGCCAUGGAGGUCAAUGAGCUCUAUGUCUUCUGCUACCUGUGUGACGACUACGUGCUCAACGACAACGCGACGGGAGACCUCAAGCUGCUGCGCUCCACGCUCAGCGCCAUCCAGAGCCAGCGCUACGAGGUCACCACGCGUUCAGGACGAACCUUGAGAUUAGCUAGCGCCCCGCCCGACGCCCCCCAGCCCUGUGGCUCCAGCGAACUGCAGCUGAGGGACGAGGACCGCAUGUUCACGGCGCUCUGGCACCGCCGCCGGGCGCUGAUGGGUCGAGUGUUCCACACCUGGUUCAGCAUGACGGAAGGGGGGAAGAGGAGGGAAGAGGAGGACAGGCAGAGAGAGGAGGAGGAGGAGAGGAGGAAGGAGUUGAGGGAGAGAAGGAAGACGUUGAAGAGGCAGCUACAAGAAGAGUUGGAGAGGGCUCCACCCAGGAAGAGCCACCGCCUGAGGAGAGCCAGUCAGAGAGCUGCUGCCGCCGCUGCUGUCACCCCCCGCCCCACACGAACACGCACCCCUCACACACCCCAGACCCCCCUCACCCCCCAACCAAGGACCCAGAGCCCCGCCACUCACCCUCCCAAGAGAAUGGGCCGCCCCCCUAAAACCCCCGCGCCCAAACCCGCUCGCUACUCCACCCCCUCUUCCUCCACCAAAGGCAAAACCAGAGCCUCCUCUGCCCAAGCCCGGACAGCCCCCUCCCCGGCCCCCCGCCGUGCGCCCUCCAAACAGGGCGACUCACCCCUCAAACGGCGGCCCACGGUCACCCCGGGCGUCACUGGCCUGCGUAACCUAGGCAACACGUGCUACAUGAACUCCAUCCUGCAGGUGCUGAGCCACCUUCACAUCUUCAGGGAGUGUUUCCUCCAGCUGGACCUGACACAGGCCCUGGAGCUGCUGGCCUCGGCUGUCCACGGCCAGCUGGUGGUUCCCAGCCCCGGGGGCCCAGUGUCGUCCUCCCCACUGGCCCUAAGGAGAGGCCCCCUGGCUGGCGCUGGGCUAAGCGGGGGGGCCUCCAGGGCCCGAAGCAUGGAGCUGAUCCAGCCCAAGGAGCCCAGCUCUAAGCACAUCUCCCUGUGCCACGAGCUGCACACCCUCUUCCAGGUGAUGUGGUCGGGCAAGUGGGCGCUGGUGUCGCCCUUCGCCAUGCUGCACUCGGUGUGGCAGCUGAUCCCAGCCUUCCGGGGAUACGCCCAGCAGGAUGCCCAGGAGUUCCUGUGUGAACUGCUGGACAAGGUGCAGCAUGAGCUGGAGAGCACGGGGACACACACACCGCCCGCUGGUGUGUCAACCGGACAGAGACAUCUCAUCAAGCAGGUGCUCAGCGUGGUCAACACCAUCUUCCAUGGACAGCUCCUCAGCCAGGUGACGUGUCUGGCAUGUGACCACCGCUCCAACACGGUGGAACCCUUCUGGGACCUAUCGCUGGAGUUCCCCGAGCGUUACCACAGCAACAGCCGGGAGAGCGCAGCGCAGGUGUCGUGCCAGCUGACGGAGAUGCUGGCCAAGUUCACGGAGACCGAAGCCCUGGAGGGCAACAUCUACGCCUGCGACCAGUGCAACAGUAAGCGGCGGAGGUUCUCCUCCAAACCUGUCAUCUUGACUGAAGCUCAGAAACAGCUGAUGGUUCACAAACUGCCUCAGGUCCUGCGCCUGCACCUCAAACGCUUCAGGUGGUCUGGUAGGAACCACAGGGAGAAGAUCGGGGUCCACGUCAGCUUUGACCAGCUCCUCAACAUGGAGCCAUACUGCUGCAGAGACCCCUCCCCCAAGAGCUCGCCAUGCUCCAGUCCCGCAUCCGCCGGCUCCCCGCGCCCAAAACACUUCCUGUACGAGCUGUCCGCUGUGGUGAUGCAUCAUGGGAAGGGCUUCGGCUCCGGCCACUACACUGCCUACUGCUACAACAAAGAAGGAAGGUUCUGGGUCCACUGUAAUGACUCUAAGCUGAACGUGUGUUCUGUGGAGGAGGUGUGUCGCGCCCAGGCCUAUAUACUCUUCUACACGCAGCGCUUCACUCAGGACAAAGACAGGCCGCUAUAGGACCAGGACCCACUGAGCCCCGCCCCGAACCCUCCUCUGUACCUCAGCAGCCCAGUGACAUGACAUCAUCAGCAUCACCACCAAAACAUCUCAACCCUGCCCUCUUUUAUCUCGCUCUUUAUUUGUGGGCAUUUUAUCCCCUCUGGGGGGAGAAGUUAUCAUUUGAUCAUUAUUUUUCUAAAAGAACAGACAAAGGACACACUCUUUAUUUUUUUUGCUUUGUGAAUUUCUUGUACAUGGUGUUUAUAUGGGUUUUAAAAGAAAAGGAAAAUGUGUUUGAUAGUGUAUAGGUUUAUUUUAUCAAGAGUAUCAGCCAAGGUGUGCGUUGUAUUAUAGACACGCCUUUACAGGAGAAGACAGACACAGACUUUGGCCAGGUGUGACUGUGGAAGUUUCCUCUGUCAGUAGCUCAGAUUUAUUCAGGUGUCAAUCUUUCUGCUUGUCUGUGCUCUGUGAUUUUAUUUUUCUCAAUCGAUUUGAAUCAACUAAAAUGUUUCUCACAGCCACUUUAGACAGUUGACUAAGGGAUGCCACAGUCAGUCAAAUUCUCAACUGGAAUGUAGACUGAAACCGGUCAUUCCCUCCAUAAAUAGUCUUUAGAGUUUAACCCCUUUAGUUUCGCCAGAGGCUGAAGAGGAAGCGAGACACCUCACUCGCUCCUAUUUUCUGGUUCAUAUACAGUCAAUGAACUAAGCAGACCAGACCUAGCUGCUAUUACAUUGGUGCCUAUGGGAGAGCCACCACUUAUGUGGACUGUGACAAUUUUUUAAAAUGGUAAACAGCCUGAGUGGGACAUCUUCAUUUAUCCACCGUCUUUGGUAUCGCUCUCUGUAGUAAGUCCGGUCGGUCAGGAAAUGGUUCAUGAUUGACUACUGAACUCAAGCCAAAGCACAAGUAUCUCAGCUUCUCCAAAAACAAUUACACAACAUUUGCAGGAUAUAUUCUUUGACUGGUUUUGGAUAAUCUAUUUUGUAACCAGUUUCCAAAGGGAUGUUUGUUUUUAUCUAAAUGCUGCCCUCUGUCUUCAUAAUGUAAAUGUCUUUCCUUGUGCUGGUGUUUUUAGGCCUUUUGCCUCCUAACUUUUGAUUGGUAUCUCUACAGUCACAAGUGUCAUAGAAAAGUGCCCUUCAUAUCAGAACAUAUCUAUUUUUGUAUUUCCUUUGCCAGAAGUGAAUUUGGUAUCAGUUCUUUGUAGCACUGUAAAAUGCAGUCCCACGCAGGCCAGCAUUUAGAAUAUUGAAUGUAUUUUUGUAUACUCGGACAUGGAGGGUUUUUCACGUUUUUUUAUUUUUAUAAACACGGCCACUGAUUUAAGAUUUUUUUUAUAGUUUUGUAAUUGAUCCCUUCCCCCUCUAGUUGUUUGGAAUCACCAGCAGGUUAGACAGUGUUGUCUUUAAAGAUAUCUGACCCGUCUCUCCUGUGUGUUUGUAUACCAGCACUUGUUCACACAAUAUAGUUGGCUCUGUAUUCUUGUGUAAAAUAGCCAGACUGAUGCAAGUAGAUCCUUGCUGUGUGUUCGGCGAAACUGAGUGCGAAAGAAAGAUAUCUCCAUGCUGGUACUAGCUAAACUGCUCUCAACCUAAAUGCUGUUAAUCUCUAGAUUCACCUUUUGGGGAGAAUUCAAAGCACGUUUCCACUUCAUCCUUUUUUCUGUCCGAUAUGUUUGUUGGCAUUGUGCUCAUACUGCCUCAGGUGUGUGUACAGUUAUGGAAGUGAUACUAUGCAAAUUCUUACCUCAAUUUCUAGAGAAAUUUACCUCAUGAGAAUAUAUUUUCAUUUUUCUAAAAAAAACA